This is a messenger RNA of Coregonus clupeaformis (lake whitefish), 3078 nucleotides long. Its product is annotated as regulator of G protein signaling 9 binding protein. Gene Ontology annotation, biological process: G protein-coupled receptor signaling pathway. Bases 358 to 1134 code for a protein of 258 amino acids. The record is from RefSeq and is a predicted model, not a curated record. Gene Ontology annotation, cellular component: neuron projection. The transcript is spliced from 3 exons. Lineage: Eukaryota; Metazoa; Chordata; Actinopteri; Salmoniformes; Salmonidae.
UAUCACUGCUCUUGCUAAGGACUUAGACAACACUAUCCCAUACACAACAUUUUGUAGUACUCGUUGACUUUUUCUACACCUGACUUUUAUUUUGGGAGUGGGGGAUUAUUAGGUGGAAAGUAAGAGUGGAAGACCUCAUGUUUGCCUUUUUUGACGUUGCAAAGUUUUGGAAUAAGAAUUAUGGUGCAUGACUUUGUAGCCUGCAUGGCCAUGGGAUUCUGACUGUCCCGGGUGCAGAGUGUUGAAUGAGGGGUCUGGCUGGGAAGUGAGUGCAGGGGUGACCGGCGGACCGAAGGACGGGUGGGCUUUGUGCUCGCCUGCUGUGACAGGGUCUGCAGCUCUUGACCAGCAGCCCUCAUGCCACUCAUCAACAACAAAGUGGGUGACGAUGGCACUACCAGCUCACCAAAGACUCUGGAAGAGGGGAAGGCUCUUAUCAACUCACUCAUAAAGGUGGUGGCAUGUUACCACCACCUCGCCUCGUGUGUGGGUGGGUGCACGGACAGCUUGCACCUGCGCGAUGAGCUGCGGCUAACACGGGAGAAGGCCCAGAAGUUAGCGGUGGCCAGCCGUCACCACCUCACGGCACGGCUACGAGAUAAGACACUUCCCCAGGAGGAGAGACAGGAGAUGGAACUGCUCUGGGUGGCCUUUACCUCCAGCCUGGAACUCCUCCAUGCAGACAUGUGCAAAGUCUUCAACAUGGGUUCCAACUUCUCCCUGGUCAAUAACAACACCUUAGUGCAGACUGGCAUACAAGGGGAAACCAGCGAGGUGGCAGCACGGGCCCUCAGCCUGGCAGACCUGACCCGCGCCGAGGACCAGGUUCCCGCCAACCUAGAGGAUCUGGAGCAGAGCCAGCUGGAGGAGGAGAUUGCCCAUGUGGACAUCAUGCUGGAGGACAUGGAGGAGAAGGUCAACGUCCUGCGCUGGAUGGUGGAGGCCCGCGGGCCCCAGUACGCCGACCCGGCCAGCACGGACAGCGCCUCAUUGGGCCUCUUCUCCACGGACGAGGAGGCAGGUCCCCAAAGCCAGCAGUGUUGCGAGCGCAGCCAGGUUUUCAUGGUGCUGGUGCUGUGUGGUGUGGCAGUGGUGAUGGUCGUGCUGUCCGUCUGCGUGGUCUAUCUCUCAUGAGGAGGCUUGUCACCAGUGGAUUUCACCCAGGUUUCGUUGAGCCGCUAAAAGCAGUAGGACCUUAUGUUGCCAUAAAUUCCAUCCUCAUGUCAAUUGAUAUCAGAACAAAUGGUUGUUGGAAGAAACUGGUGUUGUUGAAAUGUCAGGGUACUUUACGUAUUUCUUUAUUUGAAUAAGAGCCACAUUUAGAAUGAAUACACUCCAGGUUACGUAGUUUGAUGCUCCCAUUUCUGUUAGAAAGUCAAUAUCAAACACAUUCAAAAAGAGUUAGAUGCCCUGUGCAAUAUAGUUUAGCUAAUGUUAUAUAUGUAUUUUAGUGGAAUGAAAUCGAACAAUUUAUGCUCUUUACUAAUGUAUGCUGACUACUGUAUGUGAUAGUAAGGUUAAUUCAUUUUUAUUGAAAUGCAUUGGACAUAAUCUGUUUAUACAACUUGACAGUGGUUGACAAAGCACACCCACCACAUUUAGGUUCAUCUUGUAAUUGACGCUGAAGGUGUUUGUGCUGCCAGAUUACAAUGAAGAUCUUUGCAUGUGAAUGCAAUGUGUGCGAGCAUAUCAGUUUGCUGACCUCUUGUGAAUAUUACAUUCUAAUGAAGAAUUUCAUGUGAAUAUUCUCAAUAUUGUGGCAUCCAUGUCACUUCAACCAAAGGUAAGCUUACUGCAUCACUGACAUUGUGUCCAGGCUUUGGCAAUACAGUAAUUAUUGCAGGAAUAUGUAUUCUAUCACUUGUGUAGUUUUCUGUUUAUAUUCUGUCUUCAGAGUCCUCCCUAACCCAAAUACCAGAAACCUGACCCGGGUCUGGAACGGGUUCCACAUUAAAUCAAAUGGAAGAAGUGUUUCUGUGUCCCCAGCUUCAGAUUCAGGCUAGCAGUCAUGCCAGCAAUGCAAGCAAACAUGGAGACUUUUCUACUCAAGGCAUAUGAAAAUUACAAACAUUGUAAGUGACAUACAGUAGCUGAGAAUGUGUUGCCUAAACACAGUGGACGUCUGUGCACAAUUUCAUAUAUUACCAAGGAUACACAGGGCCGGACUACCACAUUUGGGGCCCCAGGGCACUGACUAGAUUUUUAGUGUUGAAAAUGUUUUCAGUUUUAUAGCUAAUGCUAUUGUAGACAUUUUGUCAUGAGGCUAAGAGAAAAUGUUGCUGUUUUAAAGCUAAUUUCCUGCUAUUCUACACAUUUUGCCAAGAGACUGAGAGGGCAUUUUGCAGUUUAUAAGCUAAUUUCCUGCAAUUCUACACAUUUUGCUAUCAUAUGCUAUCUGGGGGGCCCUGAUCUCCAGGGUGUCCCCAACCUCCAAAAAUAAAAGAUAAUGGGUUGGUGGCCCCCUGGAGGUCAGGGGCCCCGGGGGACGCGCCCUGCGUGCCUGUUCGGUAAUCUGGCCCUGAGGAUACAGGUCAAGGCAUUAACUAAUGUCUCUUAAUUCCAUAUUCCAAAAGUAAAACCAAAGGUUUGUGUAGCUGCUGUAUUAUAUGAUAAUAUGCUAAAUCUGUCAACACCCAAGCUGUGGUGUAAAAACUGUGAAUACCAUAUUAUAUUUCAUUAACAGAGCAUUACAACUUUUGAUUAACUGCAAAGUUUCAGAUAAUUCCUUACAAUACAAUUAACUUUGCCAGCUUGUAUCAUACCAAAGGAUUUAUCAAAUGGAUUUAUUCAAAUAUGGUAUGGAAGUAGUAUUCUAAUAGCUGAUGUAAUAAAUAAUACGUCAGUGUUUAUUCAUACCCAUCAACUGUUAUUAGUAUUAGGGAUGAAUAAUUCAUACAUUUUCUGUGGCAAUUAUAGCUCAACAUUACUUUCCUAUCAGUUUCCUCAGUCUUUGGUUGAUCACACGUGCAUUGUGCACUGACUAGACUACUGACCCUUUAGGGAAAUUAGACAUUAAAGAGAUGCAGCAUACUGUAAAUACUGUGUACAACAACAUGGUCAAAUCUACUCAAAGACCAC